This is a messenger RNA of Lates calcarifer (barramundi perch), 3084 nucleotides long. RefSeq names its product death effector domain-containing 1 (gene dedd2). Gene Ontology annotation, cellular component: nucleolus. Gene Ontology annotation, biological process: extrinsic apoptotic signaling pathway via death domain receptors; apoptotic process; regulation of apoptotic process. Gene Ontology annotation, molecular function: DNA binding; protein binding. Lineage: Eukaryota; Metazoa; Chordata; Actinopteri; Centropomidae. The transcript is spliced from 6 exons. The record is from RefSeq and is a predicted model, not a curated record. The coding region runs from base 261 to 1499 and encodes 412 amino acids.
GCUGUGAUUGGUUCAUUCGUCUGCGUUAUUGUGCUGUUGUCAGUGUUGUGUGGCCCAGUGGGAGUUCCCAGCUCACUCCGACGCUAACAACCAAGAAGAGAAACGUGACUGGUUACGUAACAUGUCGUAACGUGUAAUUUGCUCCACCGGUUGUUGCUGCUGCUGCUAGGCGUCCGAGGAGCAACUAAACAGUUUCUUUUGUAGCUGUUUUUUGGAAAAGACGACGGCAUAUCACAUUCACAGCUGACACUUUGCACUGCAUGUUUCAAGACAGCGUCGAGCUGACGGCGACAAUAGGUGGAAAGGUGGAGAAGAGAGGCCAAAGGCAGGCCCUGAUCAUGGCCGCAGUCCAUCACCAGGGGCACCCUCUUACAAACUCACUUCACUGGGAUGAAACAGAGUGCCUAAACUACUAUGGGAUGCUGUCUCUUCAUGAAAUCUUUGAAGUAGUUGGUUCUCAUCUGACCGAGACUGACAUUGAAGUGCUGUCAUUCCUUCUAAAUGAAACCUGUACUGCACCACACCCUCUUGAUCCAGCAGGCUGGACAGUUGAGCCCUGUGAGGGUGAUUCAGAUGACCUCGGAGUGUCCCCAAGCCCUGAGCUGCUGAGGGCCUGGAGGCGUUUAAAGCCUCAGGCCUCGCAUCGUCCCUUAGUGGCCUCAUACAAGCCCAAGAGUGGCCUUGAGCUGUUGCUAGAGCUUGAGAGGCGAGGAUACCUCAGUGAUGGUAACUUGGAGCCACUUCUGCAACUGCUAAGAGUCCUCACCCGUCAUGAUCUGCUGCCUUUAGUGUCCCACAAGAAAAGGAGGACAGUAUCUCCAGAGAGAACUGGACGGAGGUAUGGAACAGAGAACAGACAGUUUGUGUGUGUCUCUGGAAUGCAACACAGCUGUAGACAGACAGAAAUACCUCUUCCAUCUUUCACACAGCAGUUGAGAGCCGGUAUUUACCCUCCUGUGCCUGGGCCAUCCACUAGAAGGAGGAGGAAAAAGAGGGGAAAUGGCUGGAGCCGUAGGCCCAAGAAAACAAGCAGACAGGGCCAGCCACUGCCUUCAGUGCCAUUACCAUUACCAUCACAUAAAGUGUCCUGUGAUAUCCGCCUUCGUGUCCGGGCUGAAUACCUGGAGCAUGAGUCGGCACUCCGCAGCGGCGUGUCCUCAGACAAGCGGCAGCCACUCGAGAGGCAGUUUGAGCUGUUCAGCCAGGCCACUUCGCUGCUACGAGCCAGGGACCUGGGUUCCAUUGUCUGCGACAUCAAGUUCACAGAGCUGGACAACCUUGAGGCCUUCUGGGGUGACUAUCUAAGUGGAGCUCUGUUGGAGGCCCUGAAGGGAGUCUUCAUCACUGACUCCCUGAGGAUGGCAGCUGGCACGGAAGGCGUCCGCCUGCUGAUCAGUGUGGACCAGGACGACUAUGAGGAGGGCAGAAGGCUGCUGAGGGCCAGAAGGAUGCUGUCAUCCAGUAAUGGUGGGCGCACAGAGACUCACUGGGCUGUGUAGGCUGAUAAGACUCUUUGGGCUGUAUUAUAUUGACUUUUGAGGGAUGGAAUUGUAAGGAAUGCCAUUGAACGUUACAGAGACAGCCAAAUUUGGAAGCAUUUUAAGGCCUUCUUUUGUAGUUGCAAUUAAUGUAAUAACCACUAGAUGGCAGCACUUACCAUUGGUUGUUUGUGUUUAAUAACAGGCCCCUCCUUUUUCAGAGUAGUCGGUCAGUUUUAAGUUGAAACAUGACCGUUACUUGUGAGAGAAAAAUGAAUAAUAAUGGAUCAAUGUGCUUUUCCUUUGGAUUCAUGCACAGGUGCUACUUUGUAGGACACCAGGAUGAAACAGGAUAUAUCAAGAUUUUUCUUCUUAGUCUCAGUGAGAACAGGAGCAAGCACGCCUGUGCCACAAGAUCAAGUGGUAAGCCCCUCAUAACAUAAUAAAUAUGAUUAUAAAUAAAGUUAAGACACCUGGGCUGCCACGAAUGAUAACAAAUAUUGCUUUAUUUUGACGCAUUUAUGUGUUCAUGGUCAAGGUUGAGACUACACACAAACACAGACUUAAUGGGCCACAAUUGUACCAAGUAUUUAUUGCACAUUUUGUUUGUAUUAUUUUUAGACAAUGGACAUCAAAAUUCCAACAUGGCUCUCUCAAACUGACCCACUAUACCCAACAAAUUGCACUUUAAUGACGUCAUGUAAUAAUGUUAACUUGCACUGACACCAGCCUAAUCAAUACUAAUUUAAAGCCGAAAAUAACCUGCCGGGAGAAGUUUCUCAUCUUUGAAAAAUGUGUGAGAGAAUUGACCUCGAAUGGAAAAGUGGACUGCACUCAGCACAAGUUGACCUUUGGUCUAACUUUGGAGAGUGUAGUCCACAUAUACACACCUAGAUAACAAACGCUUCUCAGCUCUGUAGGCCAUGAUAACUCAAGUUGUGAUUGCCGUGGUCAGUGGAUACAGCAGUUGCCAGUAGAUGACAGCAGUGAUUAGGGCUAGGCCUCAGCAGACCAUGGAGGAUUCAUCAUCACAAGCUUGUCAACAGCAACUCGGAUAAUGCAGUGGUGGCUUGUGUCCGGGCUUCCAGCGAGGCCGCGGCAAGUGCUUCUCUUGGCAAGUAAAGCACAGGACAGUGCGUCGGUCAAUAGAACUGAUGUUGGGGAGAUCAAAAUCAAAAGUGCACAUCCCAGCUCCACUCAGCCCUGCUAUGUAGGCCCAGUAGAGUGGCUCACGGACAGCUGUCUACUCACCCUGCUGGAACUAAUGCCUGGACUUCACUCAUAGAAGACGAUCAAUAAGGCCCCUCACUCUAAGUCCCUUCAUACAGGCACGACUUAAGCAGGCAGACUUGCUACUGUCUGAAGUGCAGAGCACUGCUGGGCUGGGCAGAGGGAGCGACAAGGGAUAUAUUUCCAUGUUUACUUUUGUGUUUUUUGUAAAUGAAUUGUUAUUAAUGUAUGUUUGCAUUGUUAAUAACAGGAAAAAAUAACAUAAUUCAGGAGAUUAUUUGUUAAGAAAAUUUCCUUUUGGUACAGCAGCUCUUUGUGGAAAUCUUUGUAUAUUAGAAAUUAUUUCUGGUGAUGAAUAAAGGUUGGACAGCCUAAA